AUGUGUUAUAAUGAAACUGUAACACACAAGAAUUUAUAUCAAUUAUUUCUUUGCUCUUUCUCUCAGAAAGAAGAUGUCGAAUCUGAAGAUGAUGCGAAAUUGGAAGUAGAAGAGCUAGCAAAGACCUUACCUCAAGGAACUGAUCAUACUCCGCAUAUUUUAAGUUCUGUUCUCUCCGGUCUUCCAGAUCGUUGGCGAAAUUGGAUAAUUAGAACUAUUUUUACAUGGUUUAUGAUAGCUGGUUUUUGCCUCAUUAUUUAUGGAGGUCCGUUAGCAUUAAUGGUAACGACAUUGAUUGUGCAAGUGAAAUGCUUCGAGGAGAUUAUUAAUAUUGGAUACGCUGUAUAUAGAAUUCACGGUCUACCAUGGUUCAGAUCUUUAUCGUGGUAUUUUUUAAUAACUUCAAAUUACUUUUUUUAUGGAGAAAAUUUAAUGGACUACUUUGCAGUGGUGAUUAAUCGAACGGGAUAUCUACGUGUGCUGGUUACAUACCAUCGAUUUAUCUCAUUCUGUCUUUAUAUUGUUGGCUUUGUAUGGUUCGUACUCUCGCUUGUGAAAAAAUAUUACAUGAAACAAUUUUCGCUAUUCGCUUGGACGCACGUAGCAUUACUUAUUGUUGUGACACAAAGCUAUCUUAUUAUUCAGAAUAUAUUCGAAGGAUUGAUAUGGUUUAUUGUACCUGUCAGUAUGAUUGUCAUAAAUGAUGUAAUGGCAUAUAUGUUUGGUUUCUUUUUUGGACGAACGCCAUUAAUAAAAUUAUCUCCAAAAAAGACCUGGGAAGGUUUUAUUGGCGGUGGUAUUUCGACUGUCAUACUUGGAUUACUGAUGUCAUACGUUAUGUGUCAAUAUCGCUACUUCGUUUGUCCUAUUGAGUACAGCGAAACUCUAGGAAGAAUGACUAUGGAUUGCGAGCCGUCGAGUUUGUUCCAACCACAAGAAUAUACAUUGCCAAAGAGUCUUGAAGUGAUAUCAAGAAUGUUAAAUGGAAAAUCUACUUUGACGUUGUAUCCGUUUAUUCUGCAUUCGUUGUCGAUGUCAUUAUUCAGCUCUGUAAUUGGACCAUUUGGAGGAUUUUUUGCUAGCGGAUUCAAACGAGCAUUCAAGAUUAAGGAUUUCGGUGAUGUAAUUCCUGGUCAUGGUGGAAUAAUGGAUAGAUUUGAUUGUCAGUAUUUGAUGGCAACAUUUGUGAAUGUGUAUAUUUCUUCAUUUAUCCAUACUGCAACCCCUCAAAAGUUAUUGCAACAGGUUUAUAGUUUGAAACCAGAACAACAGCUGCAACUUUUCCAAACUUUGAGAGAUUCAUUGGAACAUAGGGGUAUGCUAAAUUAAUAUUUUAAUAAUCGAUUUAAAUAAAAUCAAUAUUUUUUUAAGUUGAAGAUGUAUUUAACGGCAAAACUGCUGCAGGGAUUAUUUUUACCUAUUAGAAAAUAUUAGAAAAGAUUCUUUCUCAUCUUUUCUAAUAUUUCAGGAGACGUUAUACGCAAAUGACAAUGCAAUCAGUAUCAAAUAAUUAUAAUAAUUUGUUAAACAAUGAC
Messenger RNA from Pogonomyrmex barbatus (red harvester ant), 1535 nucleotides. It is a transcript of the gene Cds, whose product is annotated as CDP-diacylglycerol synthase. The record is from RefSeq and is a predicted model, not a curated record. Gene Ontology annotation, cellular component: endoplasmic reticulum membrane. NCBI's taxonomy places the organism in Eukaryota, Metazoa, Arthropoda, Insecta, Hymenoptera, Formicidae. Gene Ontology annotation, molecular function: phosphatidate cytidylyltransferase activity.